CCCUUUUUUAAUUUUAAUCUCAAUCUCACCCCACAUUACCUUAUCCCCAAAAGUCCCAUCCCAACAACUACGCCUCUCCUUUCAGGUCCAAUUAGCCCUUUCGGGUCUGUUCGAAGCCCAAACUACCUCCUUCUCUCUCUCUCCUUCCCCCCUCUCUCUCUCUCUCCUCCCCCUCUUUCUCCCUGCAAAACCCUAGAUCUCUCGGCCUUCAAAGCGCUUUCCGGGCUUCAAACCGCUCCCAGAUCGCUUCUCUUUCGGUUUUUGAGAGCAGGGUUUACUUCAUGACAGAAAUGGCGGAGAUGGCACUAAUGGAAACAACCCCGGAGGAGAAUAACAAUCAGCUGGCCACUCCUGAAACGCAGCCUAACAAGCGAAGGAAAAAGAAGUCUAUAGUUUGGGAGUACUUUACCAUUGAAACCGUGAGUGCUGGAUGUAGAAGAGCGUGCUGUAAGCGUUGCAAGCAAAGUUUUGCUUAUAGCACUGGUUCCAAGGUAGCAGGUACCAGCCAUCUCAAACGUCACAUUGCCAAAGGAACCUGUCCAGCACUCAUACGUGACCAAGAUAACAAUCAAUUGACUCCAUAUAACCCAAGGAUGGGUGGAAGUGAACCACCAAAGCGACGCUAUAGGUCUCCCAGUUCACCUUACAUUCCAUUUGAUCAGGACCGUUGCCGCCAUGAAAUUGCAAAGAUGAUUAUCAUGCAUGAUUACCCUCUUCACAUGGUUGAGCAUCCUGGGUUCAUAGCUUUUGUUCAAAAUCUUCAGCCUCGGUUUGACAAGGUGAGUUUUAACACUGUCCAAGGGGACUGUGUCGCAACUUACCUGAGGGAAAAGCAAAGCCUCAUGAAGUUUAUUGAGGGUAUUCCUGGACGCUUUUGUCUUACCCUGGACAUGUGGACUUCAAAUCAAACACUGGGUUAUGUGUUUAUAUGUGGACACUUCAUUGAUAGUGACUGGAAGUUGAAUAGACGGAUUCUCAAUGUCAUAAUGGAACCGUAUCCUGAUUCCGAUUCUGCUCUAAGUCAUGCUGUUGCUGCUUGCCUGUCAGACUGGAGUUUGGAGGGCAAGUUCUUUUCCCUCACCUUCAAUCACCCACCAAGUGAAGCUGGGCUGGAAUAUCUUAGGCCUUUACUCUGCAUUAAGAAUCCCCUUAUUUUUAAUGGUCAGCUUUUACUUGGAAAUUGCAUUGCUCGUACUCUUAGCAGCAUGGCAAAGGAUGUGCUUGGAGCUGGGCAAGAGAUCAUCAAGAAAAUUCGUGAUAGUGUAAAAUACGUGAAGGCAUCAGAAUCCCAUGAUGAUAAGUUUGUUCAAGUUAAAAACCAGCUUCAAGUGCCAAGUGAAAAAAGCCUAUUUCUUGAUAAUCAAACUCAAUGGAACACGACAUACCAAAUGCUUGCGGCUGCUUCUGAAUUGAAGGAAGUGUUUAGCUGUUUGGAUACUUCUGAUCCUGAUUAUAAGCUAGCCCCAUCAAUGGAAGACUGGAAGGUGGUCGAGACUUUAUGCACUUUCUUGAAACCUCUCUUUGAUGCUGUCAACAUCCUUACAACUACAACUAACCCUACUGCAAUUACAUUCUUUCAUGAGGCAUGGAAAAUACAUGCAGACUUAGGUCGUUCAAUCACAGGUGAGGACCCCUUCAUCAGCAACCUUGCUAAAUCAAUGCUAGAAAAGAUUGAUAAGUACUGGAAGGAUUGUAGCCUGGUUUUGGCAAUUGCAGUAGUCAUGGAUCCUCGAUUCAAAAUGAAGCUUGUUGAGUUCAGUUUCACAAAAAUCUAUGGUGAUGAUGCUCCCACGUAUAUCAAAAUUGUUGAUGAUGGAAUUCACGAGCUCUUUCUUGAAUAUGUGGCACUUCCACUGCCUCUGACGCCAACUUAUGCAGAAGAAGGAAAUGCUGGAAACAAUGGAAAGACUGAAGAUUCUCAUCAAGGGAAUCUUCUUUCAGACCAUGGACUUACUGAUUUUGAUGUCUACAUUAUGGAGACUACUAGCCAGCAGAUGAAAUCUGAGCUGGAUCAGUAUCUGGAGGAGUCCUUGCUGCCUCGUGUCCAAGAGUUUGAUGUGUUAGGUUGGUGGAAGCUGAACAAACUGAAGUAUCCAACUCUUUCAAAGAUGGCUCGUGACAUUUUGUCGAUCCCAGUAUCAGCUGCUGCUCCUGAGUCAGUCUUUGAUAUUGUAGACAAGCAACUGGAUCAGUACCGUAGCUCCUUGCGACCAGAGACAGUGGAAGCCCUAAUCUGUGCUAAGGAUUGGCUUCAUUAUGGAUCAACUGAAGUUUCAAAUGCACUUGUUAAAAUGGAAUUUUAGAUGUAGGUCUUACAUCCAUCAGAGUAUCAUGUUUAUGAUGGUAGGUUGCCGUGUUGGACAUAUUUAGUCUUCUAUUUGUACAAUUAGAAAGAAUUGUAUGGAUGCUUAAGACAUCAAAACUUAAUCGCUAGAGUAGUUUUUCCUAUUGCAUGCUUCUUUGAAGGUUGUACAGGGCACGAAGAGUCUUAAGUCCAACACCAAGUAGGCUUUUAGCAGGGUUAUGGACUAGUGACUAGUCUUUAAGCUCCUGUACAUCUAUUUGGUUGUAGGGUAUCCUGUCUUUUGCCUCUUACUAGUUAGUAAUAAUUUUCUCAACAUU
Theobroma cacao (cacao) is the source of this 2622-nucleotide messenger RNA. RefSeq names its product BED zinc finger and hAT dimerization domain-containing protein DAYSLEEPER (gene DAYSLEEPER). The record is from RefSeq and is a predicted model, not a curated record. Gene Ontology annotation, molecular function: DNA binding; protein dimerization activity. NCBI's taxonomy places the organism in Eukaryota, Viridiplantae, Streptophyta, Magnoliopsida, Malvales, Malvaceae.